This is a messenger RNA of Phytophthora sojae, 192 nucleotides long. RefSeq lists its product as hypothetical. Lineage: Eukaryota; Oomycota; Peronosporomycetes; Peronosporales; Peronosporaceae. The transcript has a single exon. The annotation marks the transcript as partial. The record is from RefSeq and is a predicted model, not a curated record.
AGGAUGCUGUGUCGAGACUCGGCGACGCCAGACUUGCAGAUCGAGACCGCAGCUGGACCGCUGCACCUCGCGAGCGUAUCCUGUUUGGUCAUGGACGGCAAUGAGGAGGAAUUCUUGCUUGGCCGCAAGACUAUGCAGGACAUCGGCAUUGACAUCGACCGAUUGUUGGAGCAAUUGGCAGGUGGUAACCAG